AUGGACACAACAGAAGAGCCUGACCUUCUACGGAACGAACGUUUCCAUCUAAAACCAUAUGACAGACUCAUGGCCGUGGCCACACUCAGUGGUGUUAUAGGAGUGGGCCUGGGUCUUUACGAAGGGAUCAAAACGUCAUCUCUUCGGUAUUUGACGGAAAAUGCCCACAGACUCCCAACUACCGUUGGUGGGUGGUACUUCUACCAUAAGAAGAAAAACUACGUGAUGGUGAUCUCUGGAUGCAAGCAGGCGGUGAAAUACGGAAUCAAAUAUUCAAUUGGAGUAUCCAGCUUCUUCCUUUUGGAAGCAGGUCUUGAUUAUGUGAGGCACACCACAGAUUUCUUGAACACUACUUUGGCAGGAACGUUAAUGGCAUUUGCACAUGGAACCUCUAAGCAGAUGAGUCGGGUCCAGCGCUUCAACCACGUUAAAAAGGGAGCUUUCUUAGCUCUUAUGCUUGGUAUUGGCCAGGACUUCUUGAUCUCUGCCAGGGGUGGAGAUGUCUGGUACGUUAACAAGUUCAAGGCAUUUGAAAGAGAUCGGGCUACAAUUUAA
This is a messenger RNA of Sungouiella intermedia, 555 nucleotides long. The record is from the annotation of a GenBank genome assembly. NCBI's taxonomy places the organism in Eukaryota, Fungi, Ascomycota, Pichiomycetes, Serinales, Metschnikowiaceae.